This is a messenger RNA of Psilocybe cubensis, 453 nucleotides long. RefSeq lists its product as uncharacterized. The transcript has a single exon. Gene Ontology annotation, molecular function: nucleic acid binding; zinc ion binding. NCBI's taxonomy places the organism in Eukaryota, Fungi, Basidiomycota, Agaricomycetes, Agaricales, Agrocybaceae. The record is from RefSeq and is a predicted model, not a curated record. Bases 1 to 453 code for a protein of 150 amino acids.
AUGGAAGUUGAUGCAACCCUUGCACAUGCACAACGCAACACGUACCGCCCUCCACAUCUCAGAAAUGCCUCCACAACUUCCACCCUCACCAACACCACCCCACCCUCCUUUGCCCCAGCUAAACCAUCUGUUAUUACCAACAAUCCUAUCCUAACCCCACAUGCAACUCUACCUCAACCAACCACCGCCACUAACACCUUGCGCCUCCACGUUGACCCGGCAACUGUCAACUGCCACAACUGUGGCACCCAGUGCCACUUUGCUCGUAACUGCCCCCGCCUUUACAAUGCCCAAUUUUAUCGCAACGCCUGCAACCGUCUCUUGCAAGCCCGCAACCUCAUUGAAGAGUUUGCUUCACUCCCAGACAAGGAGAGAGAGGAGAUUUUUAAAGCCGUCAAGGAUGAGGAGAAGGAGGUCACUCCCAAGGAUUUUGUACAAGCUGCCGAGUGUUAG